UGACCAAAUGAAUGUCCCCAAGCUCAAAGCCCCAAGAUCUGUGUAUCUCCCAAAGAUGAAUUUUGAAAGGAAAAUGCACAAGGAGAAAGAGUAGUUAGACAUCUCCCAGGACCACUUGCCUAGUUAGUGAGGAAAGGAAUAAUUUCGCGGGCAUUUACAUCUUUGGAAUAUGCCAUGUCUUUCAUGCUCAGGUUUUCUUGGGAAAGGUCAUUUGGAUAACCCUUUUCUAAAUUACGUUUUAGGGUUUGUUGUUCUGGAAUUACUGAGAAGUAGGAUAAUGAUCCACCAACCCACUUGCAGGCCAUAGCAUCUUGAGUUGCUGUAGAAGGAAGAGGGAAUGGCCUUGAGAGACAGGGGGAGGAGCUGUUGCCAAGGCAACAAUCGGAUAAAAAGAAAUUCAAGUCCAAAGCAGGAAUGUAAUGUAGGAAAAAGUCUGAGACAAGAUCCUUCUUAAUUCUAAUAGUCUGUGAAAAUAACCUUGGGAGACAUGAGAAAGAGCCACGGCUUAGCCCUAAACAAUGGUCUGAUAAGAGAAAUCUGAAUCCAAGCAGGAGUGGGAAUGGAGAAAGCAUCUCAGAAUUAACCCUAUGUAGUUUGCUGUGGCUCAGCUCAGCAGUUAAGACACUAAGCUUGUAAGCUAGAGAGCUGACAGCCCACACAACGAACGGGAUGAGCUCCCGUUACUUGCCCCCGCUCCUGCUUGCCUAGCAGUUCAAAAGCAUGCAAAUGCGAGUAGAUAAAUAGGUACCACUUCAGUGGGAAAGUAACGCCGUUCCGUGUGCCUUUGGUGUAUCGCCAUGCUGGCCAUAUGACCACAGAUAUUGUCCUCGGACAACGCUGGGUCCCUCGGCCUAGAAACGGAGAUGAACACUGUGGCCUAGAGCAGGAGUCUCCAACCUUCAAAGCUGGCUGGGGAAUUCUGGGAGUUGAAGUCCACCAGGCUUAAACUUGCCGAGGUUGGAGAUCCCUGCCUUAGAGUCAGACACAACUGGACAGGGAAACUUUUAGCUUGCUAGAAUGUAAAUGCAGGGGAGGGGGGAAUUUUUACUGCAAUUUUUUUGCUUGUUAGAAAGUCACAAGAGCGGAUCUCAUGACCCCAAGAACACUGCAGCCGUCAAGCAUCUGAAUCUAAAUCACGUGACCAUGGGGAUGCUAGGUCGUAAGUGUGAAAAAUGGUCGUAAGCCACUUUUUCCAGUAACGUUGUAACUGUCAGGGUUUGAACCAGUGAUGGGUUUCUACCAGUUCACCCCGGUUCGGGAGAACCAGUAGUGGCAGUGGUGGGAGGCUCCGCCCACCCGCCUGGACGUCAUCACAGAUGCUCUGUGCAGAAGCGCCGCGCGCGAGUUCCCGCUUCCAAACUGGUAGCGAAGGUGUAAUGCAGAUCACUUUGUAUGGUGGGCCACGGCCAAAAGCUACGGAUGGCACUAGUCUCCUUUAGAGUCCACCCUGGGAUUAUUCCUGGAAGUGCUAAAAGCAUUUAAGAGGACACCUUUGGGACUGUUGCUUCCAAGGGCACUUCUACAGCGAUCAUGGCAAGCAAACGGAAGUCAACAACUCCAUGUAUGGUACGAGCAUCUGAAGCACCAGAGUCCGGGGACCCCUUGGACUGCAGUGUAGGAAAAGCCCCUGGGGCUCCCGAGCAGGACUUAGGAAAUAAUUUGGCAGCUGGCAAGGACGUUUUUGAGAACGACUGUGAAGUGAUUGAGGGGAAAUCUUCUCCAGCCAACCCAACGAGGAAAACUCUCGGCGGUUACGAGUGUAAGUACUGCCCGUACUCCACCCAGAACCUGAACGAAUUCACAGAGCAUAUAGACAUGCAACACCCCAAUGUGAUUCUCAACCCCCUCUACGUAUGUUCCGAAUGCAACUUUACAACCAAAAAGUAUGAUUCCUUAUCCGAGCACAACGCAAAGCUCCAUCCGGGAGAAAACAAUUUCAAGCUUAAGUUGAUCAAGCUCAACAAUCAGACUGUCUUAGAACAAUCCAUUGAAGGGACAGGAGAUCCAGCCGUGGUUGAAAGCCCUGACUGUGAAGGGGUAGGCGAUACAAACAAAGCGGCCCAGAUCAUUAACCUAGGAAAGCCUAACUGCGAGGCCAAGAAAGCGUCUGUUGACAACCAUCUUGAUGGGAUGCCUCAACUUUUUUCAGAUAUCACUGAGCCAAUUACUUGUAUUAAUGGAGCAGAAAUCCUUCAAGAUAUUCUGGCCCAUGUGAUGCCCUCCGUACAGCUCCCGCCAAAUAUCAACCUAGUUCCCAAAGUCCCUGUUCCCCUGAAUAGUACCAAAUACAAUUCUGCACUAGACACUAAUUCUACUAUGAUCAGCUCCUUCAACAAGUUUCCGUAUCCUACACAGGCAGAAUUGUCGUGGCUGACGGCCGCCUCCAAGCACCCCGAAGAGCAGAUUAGAAUUUGGUUUGCCACUCAACGUUUGAAGCACGGCAUCAGCUGGUCCCCCGAAGAGGUGGAAGAGGCAAGGAAGAAGAUGUUCAAUGGCACCAUUCAGCCAACCCACCAAACCAUUGCGGUUCUCCCAGCCCAUGUUGCCACAGCCAAGAUGCCCCAGCCACUGAUUCAGACGGCUGUGCCUUGUCAGAUACUCAGUCAAACUGGCCUAGUAUUGACCCAAGUCUCGAAUGGAUCAAACGUUUCCCCAAUUACCCUCGCUGUGGCAGCCAACCAGGGUCAGAAACGGGGUGUGCAGAACCAGCUGGGCACCCCAGAAGCCAAACGUCAGCAUGUCAACCCAACAGAUGUCUUGGCCAAGCAGAACGCAUCUGCCGCUCCAGUAAGCACAGCAACAAUGCCACACUCUACCGUAUCGCCGGCAUCAACCAGCGACCGCAAAAAAACCAAGGAACAGAUUGUUUUUCCCCAAUAA
Messenger RNA from Ahaetulla prasina, 2880 nucleotides. RefSeq names its product zinc fingers and homeoboxes protein 2-like. The transcript is spliced from 2 exons. Bases 1531 to 2880 code for a protein of 449 amino acids. Gene Ontology annotation, biological process: regulation of transcription by RNA polymerase II. Gene Ontology annotation, cellular component: nucleus. Lineage: Eukaryota; Metazoa; Chordata; Lepidosauria; Squamata; Colubridae. The record is from RefSeq and is a predicted model, not a curated record. Gene Ontology annotation, molecular function: DNA-binding transcription factor activity, RNA polymerase II-specific; DNA binding.